AUGGCAAUUUUACUCGGGCUUGGUCACUGUAACAGAAGGACUGGCUGUAAGCCUUAUCUCUUCUGUCAGCAACUUGUUUUGGAGAUUCCACUUAUGGAGCUGCCUGGCCUUGGUUUUGCCAUUGGGAUGUUUAUUUGCUUCUGUGCAUCUGUGGCUGGCUAUCCGAAUGGAAAAGUAAGAGAAGCCUGCACUAGUAUGAUACCCUGUCAUGGUAGCUCUCCACAAGUUUCACCUGAGCACACCAUUACAGUGAAUGGGACUGAAUUUAAACCAGGGGACAACAUAGAAGUUCAUCUGUCUGGACCAGAUUUUGAAGGAUUUUUCAUACAAGCCCGGGAUGCAGAGCACUUGGAUAGCCCUGCAGUUGGUUCGUUUGUGUUAGCUGACCGGAGACUUUCUCAGCUUCUGACAUGUGGCCGUACCAAGAAUUCAGCUGUCAGUCACACAAGUAAAGCAAAGAAGAAAUACAUAAAAGUUUAUUGGGUUGCUCCUGGAGAUGCACCAAAACAUGUACAGUUUCUAGCCACUGUUGUGAAGAAAUACAAGAUUUUCUGGGUGAAGAUUCCUGGUCCCAUUGUUUCUCAGCCUAAUGUGCUGUCCCCAACAACACCCUUACAUGCAACAUCAGAGGCUAUAUCAACUUCACACCAGAUUUCCUACUUAUCAAAACCAUUCGAUGCAUCACGUUGUGGAAGUACGAAGUUCUGCAUUAGGAACCCUUCAGACUGUGAUCCUGAAAGUGCCUCCUGUUUUUUUCUAUCCUUCCAACAAGAGAAGAAUUCCGUAGUUAUUGAAAUGAGUGGUCCAGGUGAAGGAUAUUUAGCAUUUGCAUUGUCCCAUGACCAGUGGAUGGGUGGUGAUGAUGCUUAUCUGUGCAUUAAUGAGGACCACCGCGUUCAUGUAAGCACCGCCUAUCUGAAGGGGCGAAGUCCUCCUGUUUUGGAUUCAGAGAAUGCCCUUGAAGACGUGUCAUGGAGGCUUGUGGAUGGUGUUCUUCAAUGUUCUUUCAGAAGGAGUAUUCGUCUUCCUGCUUAUAAAGGGAGAUUUAAUCUGGAUGCCAGUUACUACAUCUUUCUGGCAGAUGGGGAAGCUAGUGAAGGUGGACUACUAUACAAACAUCGUCGUCAGCCUCUGGUCACCAACGGAAUAUACAAUGUCACGGGCCUUCCUCAGGAUAUUGGAGGUUCCCGAUCCCCACGGCUUAUCAAGGCUCAUGGAGCGCUAAUGUUUGUUGCUUGGAUUACCACAGUUAGUAUUGGUGUAAUUGUUGCACGAUUCUUCAAACCUGUCUGGUCUCAUUCAUUCCUGUUUGGAAAGGAGAUGUGGUUUCAGGUGCAUCGUACGCUUAUGUUGACCACAGUCAUGCUUACAAGCAUUUCUUUUGUGUUGCCUUUUAUAUACAGAGGAGGCUGGAGCCAACAAGCAGGUUUUCAUCCCUAUCUCGGCUGUACCGUGAUGGCUCUGACAAUCUUUCAACCACUUAUGGCAGGUUUCAGACCAUCUCGUCAUGCGCCAAGGAGGCAAUUAUUUAACUGGUUUCACUGGAGUACUGGUACAACAGCUAGAAUACUAGCUGUGGUGACCAUGUUCCUGGGAAUGGAUCUACCAGCACUUGACCUACCGGACCCAUGGGACACCUAUACAAUGAUUGGUUUUGUAGCUUGGCAUGUUGGUAUUGAUGUUCUUAUGGAAAUACACAGCUACUGUCUCGUACGUAAAGUUGAAGUGAUAGAGGAUGACAGAGUACAGAUAUUGCAAUCACUCACAUCUGCAGAAGCAGAGGGUCGUCUGUUUAAACAGAUUGUGUUAACCAUCUAUGUCUGUGGAAAUAUAGUGUUCCUCAUUGCCUUCCUGGCAGCAAUCGACCAAAUAUGA
Leptosomus discolor (cuckoo roller) is the source of this 1875-nucleotide messenger RNA. The record is from RefSeq and is a predicted model, not a curated record. NCBI's taxonomy places the organism in Eukaryota, Metazoa, Chordata, Aves, Leptosomiformes, Leptosomidae.